AUGAAGUGCCUUCCAGGAGGGGAAGGGGCUCAGUACCGCGGGGGCUCGAGGAGCGGAACACCCUUCCAGCCACGGACUGGUGUCGGUGCUCUCCCGGAGCGGGAGAGGGAGACAACGCUCCACCUCCGAGAUUCCCGAGGGCGCCGGAGCCCCGGCGGCCGAGCUCACCCGGCACCGCGGCAGCCUCGUCGGAUGGGCUUGUCUCGGGAUGCCAAGUCACCGAGGGUGACACGGGCUGACCCCAGGGCUUCAUCCCACCGGGAAAGUCGCAGGCACCGCGCCAGGACCCCGCGGGCUCCACGCCUCACCCCACGCACGCUGUGCCGCGGGCCGGCCGUGUGCCCUGGCUGCCGGCAGAUCCAUGAAUGCGUUUAUUCACGAGACCGCGUGUGCGCAGGGGAGCAGGGGCAGGUGUUGGGUGGUCCUGCGGAGACUUCUGCACUGGUUUUGCACUGCAUUAAUAAAGCGCUCAGCUUUGGACGGAGGCUGAUCUCGCGUGGAGCGGACACCAGCCGCCCGGCCAGGCGGUCCCGGGAGUGCCGAGGCGAUGGCCGCGGCUCCCGGAGUGCUCGGCCCGGAGAUGCCGGGGGGGUUCCCGGGGUGCCGGGGUCGGUGGAACGUUCCCGGGAUCCCCGCGGGUGCCCGCCCCGGGGCCGGAGGCACCGCCCGCGCCCCGCCCCGCUCGCGGCGGAAGCGCCACGUCAGGGGGGCGGUGCGGGGGCGGCGGGGCCGGGGCCGGUGCCGGCGGCGGUGGCGGGGCCGGGCUCGGUGCGGGUCGCGAUGCCGAGCGCGGUGCGGACGCUGUGCCUGGCCGCGCUGCUGGGCGCGCUGGGGGCCGGCGGCACGGAGCUGACGCUGGAGCUGCCCGACAGCGCCCAGCGCUGCUUCCACCAAGAGCUGGAGAGCGGCGUCAAGUUCACCCUCGACUAUCAGGUGAUCAGCGGAGGGCACUACGAUGUGGACUGCUACGUGGAGGACCCCAACGGCAAGACCAUCUACCAGGAGACCAAGAAGCAGUACGACAGCUUCUCGCACCACACCGAGGCCAAGGGUGUCUACACCUUCUGCUUCAGCAACGAGUUCUCCACCUUCUCCCACAAAAUCGUCUACUUCGACUUCCAGGUGGGCGACGAGCCGCCCAUCCUGCCCGACAUGAACAACCGCGUCACUGCCCUGACACAGCUGGAAUCUGCCUGUGUCACCAUCCACGAGAUGCUGAAGGCGGUGAUCGACUCCCAGACGCACUACCGGCUGCGGGAGGCGCAGGACCGGAGCAGAGCUGAGGAGCUCAACGGGCGCGUCUCUUACUGGUCAGUGGGGGAAACCCUCAUCCUCUUCGUGGUCAGCAUCGGGCAGGUGAUGCUGCUCAAGAGCUUCUUCACUGAGAAGAGACCCAGCAGCGGCGGAGCUGGCACCUAGAGCUGCUGUGCGUGUGCCUGAUGCAGCAGCAGCGGGACGGCGCCGGGGCCGCGCUGCGCCGCCCAUCUGUGCCGUGGGCAGGCGGGGGGCGGGAGCAGGGGUGACACUGCUCAGCUGGGUGACGCAGCCACCCAAGUGCAGCCGUCCCCCGGCGUCACCUCCCGCUUGCCAUCGCCCGGCCUACCCUGUCCCCUCGCCUGGCCACCCUGUCCCCGUUCUCUGGCUGCGCUGGGACGCGGGUGGGACCAGCACAGCAGAGCGCUGGGGCAGCCUCGUGACUGCCGUGACCACACGCCCCUGCCCCUGAAGCCCUGUGCAGCCACGAGGGGAGGGACAGCGCUGGCCCACCUGGCACCCCCCCAGUGCCCUCGGCCCAAGGAGAGCUGCCCGUGGGCUGGGGGUCUCUGACUGCACCCCAGCUCUGCUGUGGCGGGCAGGGUGCUGCCAGCAGCAGGGCCACAGCAAGGGAAGGCUUUUUGCUGCGUGGUCCUCUGGCUCUAGCAGCUCCUCCCCUCACAGCAAUUCUCAGGCUGGCAGCAGGUGGUGUGCCCAUACCAGGUGGUGUUUUCAUAUUCACACGAGUCCGUGCCUGGGACUCAGCCCCCUCACACAUUCCCCCCACCCUGUGGACAUAUGCCAAGGAAGCCCCAUCCCUGCCCCAGAAGCACAGAGAGCCCACACACACUUGGGACUGCAGCCCCUCAUUCCCUGGAGCCCCACAAGACCCCUGGAGUGACUGGUGUGCUGGCCCUCCAGCCCUCAAGCAGGUGUGAGAUCAUUUUUCAGAGCUGAAGCAACUCCACUAGACUUUUCCUUCACCACUUUCAAAUAAAGCCCUGCAAGCAUG
This is a messenger RNA of Vidua macroura (Pin-tailed whydah), 2266 nucleotides long. RefSeq lists its product as uncharacterized. NCBI's taxonomy places the organism in Eukaryota, Metazoa, Chordata, Aves, Passeriformes, Viduidae. Gene Ontology annotation, cellular component: endoplasmic reticulum; Golgi apparatus; COPII-coated ER to Golgi transport vesicle. The record is from RefSeq and is a predicted model, not a curated record. Gene Ontology annotation, biological process: endoplasmic reticulum to Golgi vesicle-mediated transport; Golgi organization; intracellular protein transport.